Messenger RNA from Tachysurus vachellii, 916 nucleotides. It is a transcript of the gene mis18a, whose product is annotated as MIS18 kinetochore protein A. NCBI's taxonomy places the organism in Eukaryota, Metazoa, Chordata, Actinopteri, Siluriformes, Bagridae. Bases 91 to 678 code for a protein of 195 amino acids. The transcript is spliced from 5 exons. The record is from RefSeq and is a predicted model, not a curated record. Gene Ontology annotation, cellular component: chromosome, centromeric region; chromatin; nucleus. Gene Ontology annotation, biological process: chromosome segregation; CENP-A containing chromatin assembly.
GAUUCAUCACUGAAGUAAAGAGGAAGAAAAAUAAAAAUCCGCGCGCGCAGUCAGUGGUUCCUAGGGGAAAAACAACAACAUACUUAUACAAUGGCGAGACAAAUCGACAGCGGUGGCAUUAAAGAUGACACUUACGUGGUUUCCGAGGGUUUAUCUGUAGCUGACAGCAGCAAAGUGGACGAUGAUGGAGAAGGAGAAAGCGACGCGCCUGCUGUGUUUCUGUGCGGAAAAUGCAGGCUUCCGUUCGGAGACUCGCUGUCAUGGGCCGGCAGCGACGACCUGCACAACCAGAUCCUGUUAAAACGUGUUAAUGAUAACGUUGUGAUUGGCAAAGAACCUUUUGUCUCUGGCACAAGUGAAGAAUUGAGAUGCCUUGCUUUGAAACUCACCUGCCGUGGUUGCAGCUUCAACCUAGGACAUAUGUACGUGUCCACUCCAAAGUCACUGGACUACAAAAGGUCCAUUUUCUGCCUCAUGGUUGAAAAUAUUGAGAGUUAUGUUUUAGGCUCUCCAGACCAGCAGGUGGCAGCAGUGGAUAGAGAAGAAAGGCCUGUGACAUUCGAGUACAUGGACAAUGUUGAGCGACAGUUGACCAAGAUAAAAUCUUUAGCAGUGACAAUAGGACAGCGUCUCUUGGAGAUUGAGGUUGACCUCCAGUGCAAGUCUAGAACGACUUAACAAGAGCUGCACUUAUCCCGGAGUCUUUCUUCAGGUGUUUGUCUUCUGUUUAAACCACAAUGUUGUUAUAAGCACUUGGAAAUCUGUUUGCGGAAAAUCUGGGAAAUCACGUAACACACAACAAAUUGUUAUUAACCUGUUCUUUGUUGUUGUUUAUCUAUUUCUGUGUAUUGUUUUCUGUUAUUUACAUGCUCAUAUUUUGUAAUCCUGUGUAUUAAGUAAAAAAAAUGUUUCUGAA